AGAUACUAAGUUUUCAAGAUAAAAAAAGAGGAAAAAUAAGUUGAAAUGAAGUUCGAAGAGGGUUUUAUUCAGAAGGAAGAACAUCGUCCCAACCCCAAGGGAUUCUCCGCUUCCCCUGACGAUAAUCUGAAAGUCCCCGUUAUAGACUUAGAAAAGAGCUCCGCAGAGGAUGUGGGAAAAGCGUGCAGAGAGUGGGGAUUCUUCUACCUCAUUAACCACGGAGUUCCUGAUCAUCUUAUCCGCCGCCUCCAGUCCACCCAAGCCGAUUUCUUCGCGUUGCCUCUCGAGGAAAAGAAACGAAUAUACAGAGAUGCUCAAAACCCCAUGGGCUACUUCAAUUCAGAGCAUACCAAAAAUGUGAGGGAUUGGAAAGAGGUGUUCGACUUUUCGGCGAGGGAGGAGAUCGAGUUGCCCAUAUCUGUUGAUCCAAAUGACACCACUACCAAGACCGUCAGAAACCGCUGGCCGGAAGGCCUUCCUGAGUUCAGAGAAGCUUGCCAGGCCUAUGCACAGGCUGUGAGGGAGGUGUUGUCUAGGGUGCUAGAAUUGAUAUCACGGAGCCUUGGUUUACCUGACGAGCGCCUCAACGAAUUUUUCAAAGAUGAUAUGAGUAUUGCAAGGCUAAAUAGUUACCCGGAAUGCCCGAAUCCAGAGCUAGCACUGGGCAUAGGAAGACACAAGGACGUUGGAGCCCUCACCCUUCUUUACCAAGAUGAGGUGGGUGGAUUGGAGGUGAAAUGCAAGCAAAAUGGGCAGUGGGUUCCAGCUCCACCCAUGCCCAACUCUUUUGUCCUCAAUGUUGCUGACUGCGUGCAGGUGUUGACUAAUGAUAUCUACGAGAGCAUAGAGCAUAGAGCAGUGGUGAAUGAUAAUCGAAGACGCCUCUCCGUUCCAUUUUUCUUAAUUCCUUCCCACUAUGCGAUGAUAAAACCUCUGGAUGAAUUCGUGAGUGAAGAGAAUCCUCCCAAAUUCAGGGAAUUCAAUUGGGGGAAGUUUACUAAGCAGAGGAUGCGUGAAGGUCUUAAAAACUCGGGAGUUGCGGAUGUACAAAUCGACAAUUUCAGAAUCUGAUUGAUGAUGGGAAUCAAAAUGUUUUAAAAAUAAAUAACUAUUUCAAUACAUUGAUAUAUAUGAUAAAAUAAAAUAUUUCGCCAGCUCGUGAUGAUGAGGAGAAAGAGGAAGGUGAAGCUGCUUGUCACUCUGGAUGUCGCUGAUAUAUGGGGCAAAUUGGAUGAUCGGGAUCCCCUCUGCCUCCUUCUAAAAUUGCUCUCGCCGCUUUAAGUGCCUAGUCUUUAUGAUUUUCUGUUUUGUUGUUUAUCUGGUUCUCCUUUUUUUGGGCUCUUCCAAGGUGAUUCUUAUUUUCUGUCUACUUUUUUUGUGAAUAUAUGCAUUAUAUUCAUAUGUUCAUCAAGAAAAAAAUUAAUAAAUAAAAUAUUU
Molecule: messenger RNA, 1437 nt
Organism: Cryptomeria japonica (Japanese cedar)
Lineage: Eukaryota; Viridiplantae; Streptophyta; Pinopsida; Cupressales; Cupressaceae
Product: oxoglutarate-dependent flavonoid 7-O-demethylase 1
Exons: 3
Coding region: 46-1071 (341 amino acids)
Molecular function (GO): dioxygenase activity
Source: RefSeq, a predicted model, not a curated record